UCCAGAAACGAAAACGCGCGUCGCUACUUUUUUUUUUUUUUUUUUGGUUCGUUUAAUUUGUGUCGCGCAUGCGUUGUUCCCCUUCGCGUUCCGCCUUCUCUACGCUUAAGUUUUGUAUUAUUGUUUUUCCCCGAACUGUGCAACAUUAAAUGUUUGUUAAACUACUGAAGAAAAAGAAAAAAAGUAAAACCUCGGCUCGGUACGUGCGUGUGAGUGAGUGUCUCACAUUGCAUGCAAAGCAGAGCAAAUUGUGAUAACAAAAAUGUACGAAUAACUUUUAAUAACCGAAAAAGCGAUAACGCGCGAUAACCGACAAUUACCAGACCGAUAAAACGAUAAAUCCAACGAAGCGGCAAAGUUGAAAGUUGAAUCAGUUUCUUUGAUGGUUGACGUUUUGCAAGGAUAAUAAGGAUAACCAAAUAUCCAUCAACAUGAUCAAACUGAAAUCCUUGUUCCGCAGAGGACAGGGCACCUCCAGCUCGAACUCCUCUAACUCGUCGCACAAGCAGCAGCAGCAGCAGGUGCAGCAACAGCAACAACAGCAGUUGCAGCAGCAACAACAGCAGCAGCAGCAGCACUCCUCCAACAACAACCGCCAGAAGUCGCAGUCUAGCACUUCCCUGAACACCGCCCACGAGCAGCCACAUCCCCCAGCCAGCUCCACCAAAUUCUACGCACACCAGGAGGCGGCUAGCUACGAACGGGGCGUGGAUGUGGGCGAUGAGGAGGCGCUGCUGCUGAGUAAUCAACAGCAGCAACAAAGACGCCAGCAGCAGCAGCAGUUGCAGCUUCAACAGCAGCAGCAACAGCAGAGCAACACUUUGCCCCAAAAAAAGUCCAAGCUCAAAGGACAAAAGCAGCCAAAGCAGUUGCCAGUGCAGCAGCAUAGCAAUGCCCAGGAUCACUUGCAAGAGCAGCAACAGCAGCAACAACCCCCUCUGAUGACUUCCCUGGCAGCCAGCAACGCCACAACCAGCAGCACCGCCACCAGCAAUAUCAACAACAACAACGCAUUGGCCGCUUUGCAAGAUGGUGGCGCCGCUGCCGCCGCUGCAGCAGAUUUUUACCAGCAACUAGCAGCAGCCGCUUCAGCAUCUGCAACCGGAAAUAGUAAUUCCAGUGCGGAUAGUCCGGCAAAGGCAUUUCCGGCAGCAGCAGCAGCUGUGGCUGUAGCCGCUGUGGCAGCCAGUAGCUACCAACAGCAACAGCAGCAGCAGCAGCAGCAACUCAUCAACAACGAACAGCAACAACAGCAACUCUUAGAGGCUAACAACAAAAUGCAGGAGCUGCACAAGCAGCUGGAAAGAUUGGGAAGCGAGCAACUGCAGUUGGAGACACGCAUCACGGAGCUGCUGCCAUAUCAAAGCGAGGUGGCCAAGCUGAAGGGCGAUCUAGUUAAGAUGCAGAGUCAACAGGAGAAGACCCAGAUGGAGAUCGGCAAUCUGAGGUACGAGAACGAAUCUCUGCGCAAUCGGCUGCGGGACGUUGUAAACUCGCCACUGUCGGAUGCCGAGAAGCACCAGAUAAUCCAAGAUUCGCAGCGUUUGCAUAGUUCGGCACCCGCCUCGAUUGCCCUGCCCAGUACAAACGAUGCGCAGGAUGGCACGCCCUGCCUUACGCCCGACUGGGACAAACAGUCAUCGUCCAGUGAGAUCUCUGUAGCUUGUCUCCAAGACAAGAUCAUACAGAUGGAGGAGACGCACUAUUCCACCAAUGAGGAGCUACAGGCCACCCUGCAGGAGUUGGCCGAUCUACAAACUCAGCUCACGGACACACAAACGGAGAACGAACGUCUGGCCGAGGAGAAGGAUGUGCUCUUCCAGUCGCUUUGCCGGCAAACCGAAAAGCUAAACGAAUCACGCACACAGAUCAGUACCCUUCAAGAGCUUCUGCUACGCGACACCAAGCAGGCGGCCUCGGAAGUGAGCGCCACGGAACGUGAACAAAAGCUGUUGGAUCUAAUUAAAACCUCGCAGGAGGAAAGGGAAGCUGUGUUGCUCAAACAAGAGGAAUUAAGCGCUGAACUGGCGGAGCUACGACAGGCGCGAGAGGCCGCCCAGCAGGAGCAACAGCGGCAGCGGGAUCGAAUAGCUUUGCUUGACUCGCAGUUGGAUGCGGCGAAUGCAGAGCGACGCCAGGGUGAGGCUCAAUUCUCGCAGGCCAAGGAGGAGAUCUCUCAGCGGGCCAUUGAGAUAAGUCGACUGAGCACACUGCUGGAGAAUGCCAGGUCCAAGAUUGAGGAGCUGGAUGCCGAUUUGGCCAGAGGCGACAAGACGGAUCUGAGUGAUGUGCUCGAUGCGGCCAGAAAGGAGAAGGAUGCCUUGGAGGAGCGCGUGGCCGAGCUGCAGGAUCAGUGCUCGCGCAGCCAAGCUGAGCUGAGACGUCUGCGCGAACAGCUCUCCGGUUUGACCGAGGAGUGUAAGGUGGCCAAAAAUAAUGCCAAAUGCGCCGUCUCCAAUCUCGAGUAUCGCCUGGAGCAGCUGCAACGGGACAAAGACAAGCUGGCCGGCGAGUGGCAGGUCCUGGAGGAGCGUGUAGCUGAGCUGCAAGUGCAGUGCAAGUGCCACCAGGAGGACAAGACCCAGUUGCAGUCGCUGCUUAGCGAGACUCAGCGUCAUCUGGGCGAUGUCCAGAUGCAGCUAAGCGAAUCGGAGCGACGGCUCGAGCAGGAGACACAGCUGCGCCGCAAGGAGGGCGAGGAGUGGCAGCAGUUCCAGGCCGAUCUUCUGAUGACAGUGCGUGUGGCCAAUGACUUCAAGACUGAGGCGCUCAGCGCCCGCGAGCAGCUGGUGCUCGACAACAAGACGCAAAAGGAGAAGAUUCGACUGCUUGAGCAGCAGCUCGAUAAGCUCACCAAGCAGCCAGAACUGCAGCAGUCGGAGACGCCGCAGUCGGUUUUGUCCACGGUGCAGCGUGAAAUGGAGUUGGCCACGCGGCGCAGCAAGCUUAGCUUCAGUCGACAGGACUCCAGGCUCUCCGUAAAGACGCUGAUUGAGAGCAUAGAGAAUAACAAGCCGCAGGGCAAGGCCGACGAGGCAGAGUCCCACUACAGCUCCACGUCCAGCCUAAAUAGCGGCACUCCAGAGCUGGGAAAUACGCCCAUUAUCCUGCCGCCAUCCAGUGAUUGGCAUGAAAGUCUUCGCCUGCCUGUACUGCAGAGCAGUAACCUGCAUGUGAACGUCGUGGGCAGCGGAGGAACGGGCGCAAAUAUUACAGGAGGAUCAGCUAGCACUACCAAAGCCACAUUGGCGCAACAACAGACGCCAACGCAGCAGCAGCAGCCGGCGCCGGCGACGACGAUAACAACGCCUCAAAGUCAGAGUCAAAAUCCGAACCCAAUGCAGAUCCAGAUCCCAAAUGUAUCACAGCCCUCAACGCCGGCCACGCCCAGCAGUGCGGGCAGCAACAGCAGCAGUGGCUUGAUGCCCUUUGGCAAUGUCUCAAAGUCUUUUAUAAGUGGUGAACGCAAGGAUCCUCUUAAUAUGCUCAUAACAAACGGAGGCUCCAAGCGCAAUGCCCUGCUAAAAUGGUGCCAGAACAAGACAGUUGGCUAUCGCAAUAUAGACAUCACGAACUUUAGCUCGUCGUGGAACGAUGGGCUGGCCUUUUGCGCGAUACUGCACUCAUAUCUACCCGAUCGGAUUCCCUACGAUCAACUAAGUCCGGCCAAUAAGCGACGCAACUUUUCGCUGGCCUUUGCAGCGGCAGAGUCUGUGGGAAUAGGCACCACGCUGAACAUCAACGACAUGUGCCAGAUCGAGCGACCCGACUGGAUGCAGGUCAUGUCCUAUGUGACGGCGAUCUACAAGUACUUUGAGACCUAGCGAAUGAAAAUAAAGUAAAAGUGAAAAGUGUGAAAAAAACUAAGAAUUAAAAGGAGAAAGAGAAAUAGAAAGAGGAGAAGGAUAAUGAGAAGGAGUAGGUGUAGUUGUUGUAAGUCCUCUUUUUCUUCUUUAUUUCUUUUUAUAUUUUUCCUUUAUUUUUCCUUUAUUUGUUCCCUUCCUCCUAUCCUAAACAUUUAUAUUUUAU
Messenger RNA from Drosophila kikkawai, 4029 nucleotides. It is a transcript of the gene spdi, whose product is annotated as split discs. The record is from RefSeq and is a predicted model, not a curated record. Gene Ontology annotation, cellular component: microtubule organizing center; filamentous actin. Lineage: Eukaryota; Metazoa; Arthropoda; Insecta; Diptera; Drosophilidae. Gene Ontology annotation, molecular function: protein binding. Gene Ontology annotation, biological process: actin cytoskeleton organization.